AUGCAUCGACACUCUCUGGAUCAUUGCACGUACCUUCUUCAACGACGAUUGUUUGUCAACGAAACCGAUCCUAGCUUCGCCACGAAACUGCUUAGGAAGGAACCAUUGCCAACGUUAAAUCAUGUAGUGGAGAAGAAUGAAGAAGGUGUGUUCCAUAGUUGGUAUUCCCCGAACGUAUUGCGAAUGAGACUAACAGACGACAAAGAGCCUAAGAGGCAACAGGCCGUUGCCAUGACAAUUCAAGAGCAAAUCGAGCUCAUCAACACCGUUCUCCCCAACGUGUGCGCCAAUGACGACCCAGGUUAA
Alternaria burnsii is the source of this 306-nucleotide messenger RNA. RefSeq lists its product as uncharacterized. NCBI's taxonomy places the organism in Eukaryota, Fungi, Ascomycota, Dothideomycetes, Pleosporales, Pleosporaceae. The record is from RefSeq and is a predicted model, not a curated record. The transcript has 2 exons. Bases 1 to 306 code for a protein of 101 amino acids.